GAACAGACACUCCCAAUGAUGGGUGACCGCAGAGUCUCAGGACAGCCUCAGCCCGCGGACUUGCUCAACACCUGCUCGGGAGAUGACCUGCAGCCCUGCCCAGGAGCGUGCCCGAGGGACCCGGGCAGCCACCCCGGCCCCCCUGAGCCCCACGGACAGCGAACCUGGCCCCUCGGCCCUCCUGAAUCCGCCGGGCCCGGUGCUCCUCACGGCGGCUCUGGCGUGGAGAGCUCCUCCUCCCGGGGGGAGCCCCUGGGGUGCAGCCGGCCCCGGGGGUGCGCGCCGCAGGGCCGGAGCUCGUCCUCCACACAGGUGGUGUUCUGGGCUGGCAUCCUGCAGGCCCAGAUGUGCGUGCUGGACCUGGAGGAGGAGCUGGAGAAGACCGAAGGGCUCAGGGCUGAGCUGAGGUGCUGCCUCCCGCCGCCCCCGCCCCAGCUCCACGCGGGGCUGAGCGCCCUUCCACCCGCCGAGGAGGACUUCAGGGAGGAGAGCAGCGAGUCCGAAGAGGAAAACCAGGCCUGGCCGGGGGCAGACACGCCCGGCUCCUCCCUGGAGUGGGGUGCUGAGGAGGAGAGCGUGUUCUUCGACAACCCUCUCUUCCUGGAGAGCCCCCGCCCCGAUACCAGCGCGGCUGGGGACUGCUCUGCCUGGGGACUCCCAGACUCCCAGGCCAGCGUGAGGGCCUGGCCUACCGACCCGCACACCCCGCCGUCUCCGCCCCCGGGCCGCGCGGUCUCCCCGGAGCCGGGAAGCGGGCCGCGUGUGGAGAGCAGCUCCACGAGCUCCAGCGGGCGCAGCACCCCUCCAUUUCCCGUGCCUUCCUACAAAUCGCACCCGUUCUGCUGGGCCGCCCAGGCCCCCACCGGAGGGGCCUCCGCGGCAUCCUCGGGUGAGGAAGAAGAUGCGGCUCCUCUGGAAGACAACCCUGGCCCUGCCUCACCUGUAGUAUCCGGUGUGGACCAAGUAUUGACCCAGGAGAUGGGACACACUGGGCCUGACCUUGGCCCUCACCCACGUCCUGCGCGGCAUCGGGUCCCGUCCAGCCCUGAGGACUUGCAGAUGGAAGAGGGUCCUCCCCGGCCCCUGGAGCUUCUUCUCCCCAACGACCCAGGUGAGAAGGACACCGGGCAUCUCCAGCAGCCUGCGCCCUGCGCCCAGGCCUCUGGUCCCUGUGGGAGCCCAGUGUCUUUGCCGGAACCUAGCGGCCCAGUGUCUGAGGCCGCAGCCCUCGGCCCUGUGUCCUCCCCCGAGGGCAGCCCAGAGCGUCAGUGCCGCAGCCCUGGAAGUUUCCCCAAGUGGCCACCGGAUGCCUCGUACCCUUUGCCUCUGGAGAUGGAUGAGGCAGAGCCCGGCUCCCCGAAGGAAGAAGGGGCGGCCGAGACCCCAGACCCAAGGCAAGAAGGAAAGAGGGAGGACACGCCCAGGACUGCGGAGGCUGCCGGUGCCCAGCUAAACGUUCAUUUGCCUUCCACAGAAGGGCCUCCGGAGAGCCCCGCGCCCCACGCCCAGCUCCCGGAGGAAGGCCUGAGUCCACCAGCUGGAGCCAAGUUGGCUAACGGAGUCCGGAAUGACCCGGAGGCCCGGAGCCUGGCCUCGCGCCUCUACCGCCUGGAGGGCUUCCGCAAGUCUCAAGUGGCUGCCUACCUGCGGAAAAACAAUGACUUCAGCAGGGCCGUGGCUGAGGAGUACCUGUCCUUCUUCCACUUUGGAGGCCAGAGCCUGGACCAAGCCCUCCGGGGCUUCCUGCAGGCCCUGGUGCUCAGCGGGGAGACCCAGGAGCGGGAGCGAAUCCUCUACCAGUUCUCCAGACGCUUCCAUCGCUGCAAUCCUGGCGCCUUCCCCUCCGUAGAUUCCAUACACACCUUGACCUGUGCCAUCAUGCUUCUUAACACCGACUUGCAUGGACAGAACAUUGGGAAGAGCAUGAACUGCCAGGAAUUCAUUACCAACCUGAAAGGCCUGCAGGAUGGCAGUAACUUCCCCAAAGAGUUGCUGAAGGCCCUCUACUGGUCUAUCCGAACUGAAAAGCUUGAGUGGACUGUGGAUGAAGAGGACACAGCUAGACCUGAGAAGGCCCAACCUGCUCCGCCAGCUAGCAAGAUGACUAACCCUUUCCUCCAGUUGGCUCGGGACCCCACAGUGCCCACGUACAAGCAGGGCUUCUUGGCUCGGAAGAUGCAUCAGGAUGCCGAUGGCAAGAAGACUCCGUGGGGCAAGCGCGGCUGGAAGAUGUUCCACACCUUGCUUCGGGGGAUGGCGCUGUACUUCCUCAAGGGGGAGGAGCAGAGCCCGGGCGGGGAGGGCCCGGCCGGGCCGAUGGCGGACGAGCCCGUGGGCGUGCACCACUCCCUGGCCAGCCCGGCCGCGCACUACACCAAGAGGCCGCACGUGUUCCAGCUGCGCACCGCCGACUGGCGCCUCUACCUCUUCCAGGCGCCCACCGCCCGGGAGAUGACCUCGUGGAUCUCCCGCAUCAACCUGGCGGCGGCCACGCACUCCGCCCCGCCCUUCCCGGCCGCCGUGGGCUCCCAGCGCCGCUUCGUGAGGCCCAUCCUGCCCGUCCGCCCCGCGCGCGGCUCCCUGGAGGAGCAGCACCGGUCCCACGGGCACUGCCUGGACGCCGCCGCCCACGACCUCCGCGACCUGCAGCGGCGCCGCGCGCCCGACGGGCGGGGCCGCGGCCGCGAGCCGGACGAGUUCCGCCUGCGCGAGGCCUUCCUGGAGCACGAGAAAGCGCGCUACGAGACCUACGUGCAGCUGCUGGUGGCCCGGCUCCGCUGCCCGUCGGGGGACCUGGCCCUGUGGGAGGAGCAGCUGGGGAGGGAGGCGGCCGGCCCGCCGCGCACGCCCAAGCCCGGCCUGAAGAAGUCCCACUCCAGCCCGUCCCUGCACCAGGAGGAGGCCCCCACCACCGCCAAAGUGAAGCGCCACGUCUCCGAGCGCAGGACUUACCGCAAGAUCAUUCCCAAGCGGAACCGCAACCCGCUGUGAACGCUAGCCUCCGCCCCUGGGGUGUGGACUGGAACCCCGGGAAAGGAGCCUCCUUGCCCACCGGGGUCUCUGGCCAGGGAUCGAGGCACCUCCUCCCCUUGUCAUUUCCCCGUUGGCUUCCUUCCCUGGCUCUGGAACUGCCCGAGGAAAACUCUCCCUGCUCUUAGUGCCACACCCCAAGAUCAUUCCCUUGGCUGCCUUGGGGG
Messenger RNA from Perognathus longimembris pacificus (Pacific pocket mouse), 3197 nucleotides. It is a transcript of the gene Psd4, whose product is annotated as pleckstrin and Sec7 domain containing 4. The coding region runs from base 16 to 2991 and encodes 991 amino acids. The transcript has 16 exons. Gene Ontology annotation, cellular component: ruffle membrane. Gene Ontology annotation, biological process: regulation of ARF protein signal transduction. Gene Ontology annotation, molecular function: guanyl-nucleotide exchange factor activity; phospholipid binding; protein binding. NCBI's taxonomy places the organism in Eukaryota, Metazoa, Chordata, Mammalia, Rodentia, Heteromyidae. The record is from RefSeq and is a predicted model, not a curated record.